AUGGCAUUCAAGUUCGUAGUACUCUUGGCCUUCUUGGCGAGCGCCAACGCAGGCCUCAUUGGCGCGCACUACUCGCCGUUGGCACUUCCGGUUCCGUUGGCGUACGCCAGCGCACCGGCGGCAGUCAUCACCAAGACCGUGGACGCCGAGUACGACCCCCACCCUCAGUACAGCUACGCCUACGACGUGCAGGACUCGCUGACCGGCGACUCCAAGUCCCAGCACGAGACUCGCGACGGAGACGUCGUCAAGGGCAGCUACUCUCUCCUGGAGGCCGACGGCACCAGGCGGACCGUCGACUACACCGCCGACGACGUCAACGGAUUCAACGCCGUCGUCAGGAAGGAGCCGGUCGUCUACUCGGCCCCAGUGGCUCAAGCCGUCCUCAAGACCGUCCUUCCCGCCGAGACGACCGUCUCCCAGUACUCCACCGGCUUCACGCACCACGCCUACGCUGUCCCCCAAGUCUACGCGAACGUCGCCCAAUGGUGAACAAUGUCAACUAUGUCAACAAUGUGAUCCACAACUGAUC
Messenger RNA from Leptopilina heterotoma, 532 nucleotides. Its product is annotated as larval cuticle protein A2B-like. The coding region runs from base 1 to 492 and encodes 163 amino acids. The record is from RefSeq and is a predicted model, not a curated record. Gene Ontology annotation, cellular component: extracellular matrix. The transcript has 2 exons. NCBI's taxonomy places the organism in Eukaryota, Metazoa, Arthropoda, Insecta, Hymenoptera, Figitidae.